Linum tenue is the source of this 3662-nucleotide messenger RNA. The record is from the annotation of a GenBank genome assembly. NCBI's taxonomy places the organism in Eukaryota, Viridiplantae, Streptophyta, Magnoliopsida, Malpighiales, Linaceae.
UACGAUUACCGAUACAGGUGCUCGGUUGGUUCUUACGAUCCGAUCGGAGCGGUUCGAGCCGAUGAAGAACACAGCGGUCAGCUCCGGCGUCAGCGUCCCAAUCCGACACGUAACCUCUACGCAAUUUUUUGAAACUGCUCUAUCGCUCUCUUCCUACUGACUUUCCUUUUCUUAUAUAAAUCCACUCCUCUCCCUCCCUUCUAUCUGUGAUCCGUUUUCCGUCCGUUCCCCGAACCAAUAACCGCAGAAAUAUUCAUCCAGAUAUGGAAUCCGCGACGGAAGGCAUUUCCAAGCUCGGCAUCAAUGGCGAUUUCGCGUCCUCCGUCCCUAAUCUGCACAAGAACCUCUCGCUUCUGUCACCUGACCAGAUUGAGUUGGCGAAAAUGCUUGUGGAGAUGGGACAGAGUCAUUUGUUCAGCCACUGGCCGGAGUCAGGGGUGGACGAUGGCGAGAAAAAAGCAUUCUUCGAUCAGGUGGCGCGGCUGAAUUCAAGCUAUCCGGGAGGUCUAGCAUCUUAUAUCAAAACAGCCAGGGGACUCUUGGCUGACUCCAAAACGGGGAAGAACCCUUUCGAUGGGUUUACACCUUCAGUUCCAACAGGAGAGAACCUGAGCUAUGGUGACGAAACAUUUAUGAAAUUUGAGGAGGCAGGUGUGAAGGAAGCUCAGAAUGCAGCAUUUGUGCUUGUUGCUGGCGGGCUUGGGGAGCGCCUUGGUUACAAUGGUAUUAAGGUGGCUCUUCCACGAGAGACUACAACAGGAGCUUGUUUCUUACAGCACUACAUUGAAAACGUUCUCGCCCUUCAGGAAGCUAGCUGUAAAGUCACUGGAGGUCAAUCUAAAAGGGACAUUCCGUUUGCGAUCAUGACAUCAGAUGACACACAUGCACGUACAAUGCAGCUUUUGGAAUCUAACUCAUACUUUGGGAUGAAACCUGCUCAGAUAAAACUUCUUAAACAGGAGAAAGUUGCAUGCUUAGAAGAUAAUGAUGCUAGGCUUGCUUUGGAUCCUCAAAACAAGUUCAGAAUUCAGACAAAACCUCACGGUCAUGGUGAUGUUCAUGCGCUUCUUUACUCAAGUGGGGUACUUGAAGAAUGGCAGCGUGUUGGUGUGAGGUGGGUUCUAUUCUUUCAAGACACCAAUGGACUUCUCUUCAAGGCAAUUCCAGCUUCAUUGGGAGUCAGUGCCACGAAAGGAUAUCAUGUUAACUCGCUUUCUGUUCCUCGCAAAGCUAAAGAAGCUAUUGGAGGAAUCGCUAAGCUUACUCAUACAGACGGAAGGUCAAUGGUGAUCAAUGUAGAGUACAAUCAACUUGACCCAUUGCUGAGAGCAACUGGGAAUCCUGAUGGAGAUGUUAACUGUGAAACUGGCUAUUCUCCUUUUCCAGGAAACAUCAACCAGUUGAUUAUGGAACUUGGUCCGUACCUUGAGGAGCUGAAGAAAACUGGAGGAGCUAUAAAGGAGUUCGUUAAUCCAAAAUACAAAGAUGCCAGUAAAACUGCCUUUAAGUCAUCCACCCGUCUGGAGUGCAUGAUGCAGGAUUAUCCAAAAACCUUACCUUCAUCAGCAAGGGUUGGAUUUACAGUUAUGGAUGCAUGGGUUGCUUAUGCUCCAGUUAAGAAUAACCCUGAGGAUGCUGCCAAGGUGAGUCUGAUGUUUUCUGAGUAAAAUUUUAUUCUAUUGAUGUUUGAGGAAAUUAGACACUGUUAGGAGUUUGGUAGGUUUAGGUCUCAAAUGAUAUAUGGAAGGAAGAAAGGAAGUGGCUGUCUCCUGCCAUUCAAAUAGUAUAGAAGUUAGGCUUAUUUGUGCUUGUUUCCCACUUCGAUGGACAACUAACUUCAUCCACUUGAUCCCUUAUUUUAAAAGAUGGAUUUACAUUCAAAUUUCAUGGUUUCUGUUUCUGUUGAUUUCUGCCCGUCUUCUAAAUCCAAUCUUCGUUUCCUCCAUUGGAAUAUAAUUUUUGCUCUUAAUAAAAGGUUAUUUAAUGAAGGUACCCAAAGGCAAUCCAUAUCACAGUGCAACCUCUGGAGAAAUGGCAGUCUAUCGUGCAAACAGCCUCAUUCUCAGAAAGGCUGGCGUGCAAGUAGAAGAUCCAGUGAAGCAGGAAUUCAACGGGCAAGAGGUGGAAGUGUGGCCUCGUGUUGUAUGGAAGCCAAAGUGGGGGCUAACAUACGCAGAUGUCAAGAAGAAAGUUGCUGGAAGUUCCUCCAUUUCCCUAAAGUCUACCUUAGCUCUUAAAGGUCGUAAUAUAUUCAUAGAAAAUAUCUCGUUAGAUGGAGCUCUUGUGGUCGAGUCACAUGAUGAAGCUGAGGUGAAAGUAGGGGGUUCGGUCAAGAACAAGGGUUGGGCCAUUGAGAAAGUGGACUACAAGGAUACCUCAGUACCUGAGGAGUUGAGAAUCAGAGGGUUCAGAUUCCAGCAAGCCGAGCAGCUCGAAAAGCAGUACACCGAACCUGGGAAAUUCGAGUUGAAAGCUUGAGCACUUAAAUCACAGAAUGCAAGAACAACAACGAAUAGGAGAUUUCUUCAGGUUGGACGUGUUCUGCUUCCCUCUUUUAGAUGCAUUUUGGCAUUCUAUCACUGUGGCAAUGCACAAAUAAAAGUAGAAAUAUUGUUUUUUUUUUUUUAAAUAGGCCUGUCAAAAGUGAUGGUUGACCACAUCGUACAGGAAAUUCUUCUGUGAUCAUCUUCAAUUAUUUCUUCAGGAAAGAAGGGGUAAAAAAGUGUCAUCGCGUAUACUUCAUUUCAGAAUACGAAGAUGUUUCUUUUAAGUUUGCAACGAUUUCUGCAGCCUGCAGGUUUAUCAUUUUUCUGCGACGUCUCUUUUCAUAUAUAAUAAUCUCUGUAGGUUCGUAGUUUCCACAUACAUUCAACGAUUUAAAUAACGGGAUGACAUCAGUCCUUGCUGAUGCCUAUCUCAUCAACUUACUGCUAUGACGUUGAAGAAUUAUUGAUAUGGUUAGAAUAGUUGUAUGAUUCUCCAAUGCAACACGUGGACAGCCUCCAAUCAUAUUUUCCGGUUGUGGACGGCAAACUGGUGUCACAGUCGUCUUUAGUUAUUUGGAGCAUUAGUUAGUGAACUAGAAUUGGUCUCCCUCUGCCUUACUAUUUUGACAUGGGAGGACUUGGUUUUGGUUGAACGCAAGACAAGGCAAACUGUGUAGAAUUAUUGUGUGGCAACCGUCGAUCGACGAUCGAGCAACCGUAAUGUCAACUGUUUUUAUUUUAUUUUAUUUUAUUUUAUUUUAUUAUUGUUGCUUUUAAUGGUUGUUGUAUUUAUAUUUGAUUCAUCAUUUUGUUUCGAUACAAAGAAGCAAAAUUAGGGGAGGGAAGUGCGGGACCAACUCCCAACGUACCGUUACCAUUUGGUUUGUUGUUGGUUGGGAUUUGGGGAGAAUUGCUAAGAGCGAAAGAAAGGCUACAUUUCUGCACCACAUAGCAUUGCCGAACAUAGAGCGCUUCUUUUUCUUGCCGGGCUGCCGGCUGCAUCAAUAGCUGAUGAUGUAGCUGUCGAACAGGUAGUCGAUCUUUAUUUGCAGCUAUUGGACGCGAAGGUGUGUUCUUGUAUUCUGCAGCAAUCAAUGUUCAGAAACAUUGCGCUCUCAAGUCCAACAUCUGUUGACGAACAAGAGUUUGGUUCGAAUUCGUUUAGUAUCAUAAUAA